Messenger RNA from Engraulis encrasicolus (European anchovy), 2799 nucleotides. RefSeq names its product ADAM metallopeptidase domain 23a (gene adam23a). The transcript is spliced from 26 exons. Bases 293 to 2716 code for a protein of 807 amino acids. Gene Ontology annotation, cellular component: presynaptic membrane. NCBI's taxonomy places the organism in Eukaryota, Metazoa, Chordata, Actinopteri, Clupeiformes, Engraulidae. Gene Ontology annotation, biological process: proteolysis. The record is from RefSeq and is a predicted model, not a curated record. Gene Ontology annotation, molecular function: metalloendopeptidase activity.
UGCACUUGCGCAGUCGCAGGCUACCCCCCGAUGAUGAUCAUAUGAGGCUUCCUGGCCACCGCCUUCCUUCCACCACCAGGCUGCAUAUACCUCCACCCUCCGCUGUCUAACCGCGCUCCCCACCCCUCCGUCACAAAUGCAAUACGCAGGAUUUACCUCUUCUUCCCGUUCCAGGAGGAUCCGCCAAGAUUUCGACAGAACGUGUCAGCUCGGUGGUGUAAAAAAUGACCCGCGUUGAGCUCUGCUGUACAUUGAUACGCUAAUGUCAUUUUACAGCCGUCAAAUAUGAAUCAUGCAUUUGAUAUUCCUUCUGAGUCUGGUCGUCAGCAUCCUCCUCGCCUUGCAAUGCCCAUUUGCUUCAACGUCAACGGUUUCCCUGGGCGCUGAGCAUGUGGACGUUGUCGCGAGGACGGCGUCAGACGAACCUCCUCCUCCUCCCGCUCCUGAGCCAGCAGAGCCGACCUUUUCAGCACCGGACAGCGCCAACUCCAGCACCACCACACGCCAGGGGCUGGACCAAGUUGUCACGAUUACCUACCCCGCUAGGCUGAUCUACUACCUAAACGAGGAGUCGGAGAGCACCCAUCAUGACCUGGACACUCGUGCACGAAACCAGGUCUCCCAGGACCAGGAUAUCCACUUGGCUCAGGCAAGCUUUCAGCUAGAUGCCUUUGGGUCCACCUUUACCCUGGACCUUUCCUUAAACAAUGACUUGCUGUCCUCAGACUACGUGGAGGUUCACUUUGAGGACGGCAAACCUGUGCUGUCAAAGGGAGGAGAGCACUGCUACUACCAUGGCCAAGUGCGGGGAAAGGACUUUUCACGAGUGGCUUUGUCCACCUGCAAUGGCUUACAUGGGAUGUUUGAUGACGGGCAGUAUGUGUACCUCAUCGAACCCCUCAAGCAGACUCACUUCUCGGACAUGGAGGCCAGACCCCACACCCUACGCAGGGCCACCUCACUGCUGUCACUGGCUGACUCAGAGGACUUAGGGCUGGGACUCCAGAGAGAGGACAGAGCGGAGGAUGACGUGCCGGGGCCAGAGGGCUUACCUGACAUGCCCUGGCUCAGACGUAGGAGGAAACGAGCCAUGCCCCGUAAUGUCUUUGAGGAGAUGAAGUAUGUGGAGAUCAUGAUUGUCAGUGACCACAACACGUUCAAGAGACACAAAACCAAAAAGCAUACCAAGAAUUUUGCCAAGUCAGUGGUCAACUUUGUUGAUGCGGUGUUCAAAGAGCAGCUGAACACGCGUGUGGUUCUGGUCGGCAUGGAGAUCUGGACAGAGCGCGACCGCAUCCCCAUGAGCACGGCCCCACUGAGCAUGCUCAAGGACUUUGCCAAAUACCGGCAGAGCAGCAUCAAGUUCGGCGCUGACGCUGUGCACCUUUUCACGAACAUGACGUUCCACUACGGCCGGAGUAGUGUGGCGUACAUCGGUGGGGUGUGUUCCACUGCACGGGGAGUCGGGGUCAACGAGUAUGGUACCCAGUGGACGAUGGCAGCCUCCCUGUCCCAGAGCCUGGCACAGAACCUUGGCAUCCAGUGGGACCCGCCCUCGCGGAGGAAGGAGUGUGGCUGCAUGGACUCAUGGACAGGCUGCAUCAUGGAAGACACAGGGGUGCAGCAUCCUCGUAGGUUCUCCAAAUGCAGCAUAUCUGACUACAAAACAUUCCUGUUACGGGGUGGAGCAUCCUGUCUGUUUAACAGACCUAAUAAGCUCUUCGAGGCCACAGAGUGUGGCAAUGGGUACGUGGAGGUGGGCGAGGAGUGUGACUGUGGGGCACGCAUGGAGUGCUAUAAGGACUGUUGUAAGAAGUGUUCCCUGUCCAAUGGGGCCCACUGCAGUGACGGGCCCUGCUGCAACGUCACCUGCCUGUUUUACCCACGAGGGUACAGCUGUCGCUACGCCGUGAACGACUGCGACAUCUCCGAAACAUGCUCAGGAGACUCAGGACAGUGUCCCCCAAACCUCCAUAAGCAGGAUGGUUACUCCUGCCAACUAAACCAGGGUCGUUGCUACAGUGGGGAGUGCAAGAGCCGAGAGAACCAGUGCAAGUACAUCUGGGGCUCCAAGGCCAGUGGCUCAGAGAAGUACUGCUACGAGAAGCUGAACACUGAGGGGACAGAGAAGGGCAACUGUGGCCCCGACGGAGAGAAGUGGCUGUCCUGCAGCAAACAUGAUGUGUUCUGUGGCUAUCUGCUGUGUUCCAACAUCGGGAGGAACCCACGCAUCGGAACCCUGGCAGGAGACGUUACGCCCACCACCUUCAACCACCAGGGCAGACUCGUGGACUGCAGCGGUGGCCACGUGGUGAUGGACGAUGACACUGACCUGGGCUACGUGGACGAGGGCAGCCCGUGCGGGCCGUCCAUGAUGUGCCUGGAACGCCGCUGCGUUCCCAUCGCCUCGCUCAACAUCACCGCCUGCCCCAACGGCCCCAACGGACGCACCUGCUCUGCCCAUGGGGUGUGCAAUAACGAGGCCACCUGCACGUGUGACCCCACGUGGGCCGGCACCGACUGCAGCAUGCACGACCCCCCCAAGGAGCCCCCCACCGCCCCGGACGAGGGCCCCAAGGGACCUAGUGCCACCAACCUUAUCAUAGGCUCCAUCGCAGGUGCCAUCCUGAUGGCAGCCAUUGUUCUAGGGGGCACAGGCUGGGGUUUUAAAAACGUCAAGAAGCGCCGCUACGACGCCAACGCCAGUGCCAUCUAGGGUUCUGGAUGAGUCUGUGCACUUUGGGUGCCCAGCUCCUUCCGUGCUGCGUUCAGCAGAGCUGACGUUCGCUGGACUCCUCC